Messenger RNA from Lingula anatina, 3038 nucleotides. RefSeq names its product protein LSM14 homolog B. Gene Ontology annotation, cellular component: P-body. The record is from RefSeq and is a predicted model, not a curated record. Gene Ontology annotation, biological process: P-body assembly; cytoplasmic stress granule assembly. NCBI's taxonomy places the organism in Eukaryota, Metazoa, Brachiopoda, Lingulata, Lingulida, Lingulidae. Gene Ontology annotation, molecular function: mRNA binding.
UGUACUCACUUCAGCCAUUUUGGUGAUUUGGGAGAGCCAGUGUAAGGAGAGAUAGCGCAGGUGAAAUCGUCCUCCAUCGCUCGAUAGCUGGACCUGUAGGUCAAACGGCCAAUAUGAGUGGAGGAAUACCGUACUUAGGAAGUAAAAUAAGCCUUAUUUCAAAGGCUGGAAUCAGAUAUGAAGGCAUUUUGUAUACCAUUGAUCCAAACGAAUCUACUGUGGCUUUAGCCAAAGUAUGCUCCUUUGGAACCGAAGAUCGUCCAACUGAUCGUCCAGUCUGUCCUCGUGAUGAGAUAUUUGAGUACAUUAUCUUCCGUGGCAGUGACAUCAAGGAUCUCCAUGUGUGUGAGCCUCCCAAACCACAGAGAAAUGUGGCCCAGAGUGCAGUCCCACAGGACCCGGCCAUUGUGAAGUCAUCUCAGCCCAUGCCUCCAAGUGGACAGCAGUCAUUCCAGCCUCCACCCAGUGCAUUCAAUGGACCUGCCUAUAAUCAGUUUGGAGGUCUACCGCCAUAUACUCAGAUGGCCCAGGGAGGAGCCGGGCCGCACUCUGGCAGUGGUUCACGUGGCCCCACCCCACCUCUUGCUCGUCGUUCUCCCUCUGUGGACCAAGGGACCCAAGUAAAUCUAAAUCCAGCUGCCAAGAAGCAUCCUGGUGGGUCUCGGGGUAACACACCCCCAGUAGGACACAGGACGCCUUCACCUGCCAACAUCCAGCAACAACAGCAGCAUUUUCAAGAAAAGGAGAACAAAGAGCCUGAUCAACACCAGCAGCAGCAUGGACAGCAUCAGUACCAAAGGCAGCGGUCUUCAGAACGUGGACGAGGGGGACGCGGGGGAAGAGGCGGACGCGGAGGAGAAGCUCACAGUGCGCCCCCGAUGCGCGGAGGUCCUCGUGGAGGUCACCGGGGAGGUUACAGGGGCCGCGGCGGAGGUGGUGGUGGUGGUGGGGGUGGAGGUCACGCCAAUCAACAGCCUGCCAAACCAAAGCAGCCUGUGAAGUUCGACACAGAGUUUGACUUUGAAAGUUCCAAUGCUCAGUUUGAUAAGGAGAAAAUUGAAGAGGAGCUGAAACAGAAGUUAACGAUACAUGACAAAGUCCCAAAUGGAGACAAGGAAGGCUCAGGGGACGAGGCUGUCGUGGAGGAAGAAGAGGAGGACGUCACCUGCUAUGACAAAACGAAAUCAUUUUUCGACAACAUCAGUUGUGAAGCAGUAGAGAGGGCAAAAGGUGUCAGCACACGGCCGAAUUGGCGUGAAGAAAGAAAAACAAAUAUUGAAACAUUUGGUGUUGGUUCUGUCAACUAUGGACGCAGGCGUGGCACGCGGGGAGGUUACAGAGGAGGUGGUGGAGGUGGAUACAACAGAGGUCGUGGUGGAUACAGGGGCGGAUAUGGUGGAUACAACAACAGGGGCCGGGGAGGUUAUAAUAACAGCUAUGGAGGUCGAGGAGGUAGAGGGGGAAGCAGGCAAGGUGGAGGAGGAUGGGUGGACUAUGAAUACACACCCAGGAAUAGACCUGCUCCUGUAAAGUCAUAGUAGAAGAAGGAAGAGGAAUGUAAUUUACUCAUAUUUUGACCAUGCUGAACAAGAAAACUGAUCUCUAUUCAAGUUCAGGAUGAAAAAUCUAAAAAAAAAUGGAUUGUAUGAAAUACCUUCACAUUUCAAGUAUUAGGAUUAAAAAAGUAUGAAUGAAUAGACACAAAUGUGAUAUUCACUGUUCUUUGCAAGGGAAAUAAGAAAUGAAAAGCAGUGUUUAACAAGUAUGUGCACAACACUGGGGGAAUGACGAAGCAUGCUGGGAGAACUUUUCUGUCUGUCAGAUUUUCAGGAAUGUGCACGAUAAUCAAUCUGAUUAGAUGACGUUGCUAUGAUAAUGCAGGCAGACAGGAGGUCACUGCAGAAAGAAUACUGAUGCUAUUUCAACUCAAAAACGCACCUUUGCAAUAAGAUUAGGUGUCCUCUGCCUUGCCACCAGAAUUGAGUGAUCCUCUCCUCUUCAAAUAGAUAGGAAUGAAGGACUCUCGUCAGAAUGGCUUGGAAAGUGAACAUACUGCCCCAGACAAUGUAGUUUUCUAUCCCCGCCAUAUGUUGAUUUAGUUUCAUUGCAUUUUGCGUAACAUUUUCUUUGUCUUAAUGAGGACUUGUGUAUGAAGUCCACUUCAGGCUCCACAUGGUUUAAAGAAAAAAACAAACCACCUCGUCACCUGAAUAAGUCAUUUUAGUAAGUGUGGCGAGGUUAUACAUGAAGUCAAAAUGGUCAGUUGUUCACUCCUGUGAGGCGGGGAAAAUGUGCCAUAUUACUGACACUGGGGCAUUUUGUUGUUGAUUUUGAUAUAUAUUGGGUGAACACGACGCAAAGACUUCUUGUAUCGGGGAUGCACAACAUGGCUCUGAAAAUUUAGACGUAAUAUCUACCACGAGGGAAAGAUGGGACUUGUUUAAAAAAAUGUGGUCACCUGAAGCGAUUUUAGUAAGCGUGAUCACAAAGGCACAGGGCGCUGCAGUUUUUGGUAGAUUUGAACAAUGAACCUUUUGUUGUCAUUUGAGAGCUUCAAGCUUGCUUAGGCAUUGUCCAAAUGACUAGACUGGCUAAAUGUCAAUUUGAUGUCAGAUACUGGAGAAAUACACUGUCAAAUAAGAAUUUGUUAUCAAAUCCAAGUGUUGCAGAAUAAGUAGUAAAUUAUUUGCAGAUAAAGACCUAGGCUCAAGUUACAAGUGGCGAAAAUAUAAAUUCAUUUUGCUUUUCUGAAUUUGGAUAGCUGUCCCCUUUCAUUUCACCAAGUUGGUCACCAGAAAUGCCGAAGAAAUUGCAAUUUUUUUGAAGUUAUUGAGCUAAUGAACUUGAAUUCUACAUUUUCCAGGCUACUAUAUGAAGCAUACACUCCCUUCCAUCUUUGUCAAGUGCAAUAGGACGGUGACCUAGAAUUAAGAACUUGGUGAACACUUUUGGGGAAAAUUUGAGGCUUUUUACUUGUGGUUGGAAAAAUGCAAAGUUGAGGAGAUAACGAGACAAUAAAAUACUAUUUGCUAUCAAGA